AUGGCUGACUCGACCGCACCCGCGCCUCCGACCGACGGGGUUGCCAACCUCCACCUGGACGAAGUCACCGGCGAGCGUGUGUCCAAGACGGAACUGAAGAAGCGCCAGAAGCAGCGGCAGAAGGAGGCCGAGAAGGCGGCCAAGGCUGCUGCUGCUCCGGCCAAGGCCUCAAGCAAGCCGAAGGGUGCCUCGGGCGAGGAGGAGAAAGACCUGAACCCAAAUCAGUACUACGAGAUCCGGAGUCGGCACAUCAACGAGCUGCUCAAGAACCCGGAGACCAACCCGUACCCGCACAAGUUCCACGUCACAUACGACGAUACCAAGUUCUUUGAGGAAUUCGGCCACCUCAAGUCAGGCGAGACGGACGAGAGCAAGGAGCUCCGGUUCGCAGGCCGCAUCUACAACAAGCGCGCAAGCGGCUCGAAGCUGAUUUUCUACGACAUCCGCACCUCCGCCACCACGGUCAGCAUCGGCACGCAGCUGCAGGUCGUGUGCCAGGCGCAGCUGGUCAAGGAAGGCGGCACGCCCUUCGAGAAGCAGCACGAGCACAUCCGCCGCGGCGAUGUCAUCGGCAUUGUCGGCUAUGCCGGCCGCACCAACCCCAAGAACAGGCUGGCUGAGGGCAAGGAGGGUGAGCUGUCGGUCUUUGCGACCGAGAUCGUGCUGCUCAGCCCGUGCUUGCACAUGCUGCCUAGCGUGCGCUUCCCGUUUGCGGACCCCGAGCAGAGGGCGCGCAUGAGGCAUCUUGAUAUGCUGUGGAACGACCGGACUCGCCAGGUACUUUGGCAGCGCAGCCGGAUGGUUCGCUUCAUCCGUGACUUCUUCCACGAGCACCAGUUUAUUGAGGUCGAGACUCCAAUGAUGCAUGCCAUUGCCGGCGGCGCCACUGCUCUUCCGUUUAUCACCCACCACAACGACUUGGAUAUCGACAUGUACAUGAGAGUCGCGCCCGAGCUGUUCCUCAAGAAGAUGAUUGUGGGCCAGUUCGGCAAGGUGUUUGAGAUCGGCAAGAAUUUCCGCAACGAGGGCGUCGACCUCACACACAACCCCGAGUUCACGUCUUGCGAGUUCUACUGGGCGUAUGCCGAUAUGUAUGACCUCAUGGACAUAACUGAGAAGCUGGUAUCGUCGCUUGUCAAAGAGCUCACCGGCUCUUACAAGACGACCUUCACCACGCAGCACGGUGAGACGUACGAAGUGAACUGGGAGGCGCCGUGGCGCAGGGUUGAGAUGAUCCCUGCGCUCGAGGAGGCGACGGGCGAGAAGUUCCCUCCUUCGGAGGAACUCCACACGGAAGAGACCAACAAGUUUCUGCAGAAAGUCUGCAAGAAGAUGGGCGUCGAGUGCCCGCCGCCGCUCACGAACUCCCGCAUGAUCGACAAGCUCACCGGUGAAUUCAUCGAGAGCACUUGCGUCAACCCAACCUUCAUCCUUGAGCACCCGCAGGUGAUGAGUCCCCUGGCCAAGUAUCACCGGUCCAAGAAGGGUCUCUGCGAGAGAUUUGAGGCGUUUGUCUGUAAGAAGGAGAUUGCGAACGCGUACACCGAGUUAAACAACCCCUUCGAUCAGAGACUCCGCUUCGAGGAGCAGGCCCGGCAGAAGGCCCAGGGCGAUGACGAGGCGCAAAUUGUGGACGAGAGCUUCCUGAAUGCGCUUGAGUUUGGCCUGCCGCCAACGGGUGGAUGGGGCCUCGGAAUCGACCGUCUUGCGAUGUUCAUCACGAACAACUACGCGAUCCGAGAAGUCUUGGCCUUCCCGUUCUUGCGUGAGGAGAAGCAGGGACCCAAGGAGCCGUUUGCGGCUGAGCUGGUUGACGUACAGCCCCUUCCCGAGGAGGGCAUUCCGCACAAAUAG
Molecule: messenger RNA, 1854 nt
Organism: Chaetomium strumarium
Lineage: Eukaryota; Fungi; Ascomycota; Sordariomycetes; Sordariales; Chaetomiaceae
Exons: 12
Coding region: 1-1854 (617 amino acids)
Biological process (GO): lysyl-tRNA aminoacylation
Cellular component (GO): cytoplasm; cytosol
Molecular function (GO): tRNA binding; ATP binding; lysine-tRNA ligase activity
Source: RefSeq, a predicted model, not a curated record